ACUUCACACCCUUUUGAUUGCAUGAAAAUUAAUUCCCCAGAAAAUGGCGGUCGCGUCUAUGAGUUUCAACCUAGUCGGAGCAUUCAGAGGGAUGGCCCUGAGCUCAAGCUCUUCUUCUUCCACGUCCUCCUCUUUCUUCAGAGGUGAUAUGGGCUCCGUCCAAUUGGGCCCAAAGCUAUCCUUGUCUACUACUACCCAACGCAGAUUGCCAUUGACGAUUCAAAACGCGCACAAGAAAGGAGCUGGUAGUACCAAGAACGGUCGCGAUUCCAAAGGCCAAAGGCUCGGCGUCAAGAUUUACGGUGACCAGGUCGCCAAGCCCGGCUCCAUCUUCAUACGUCAGCGUGGCACCAAGUUCCAUGCGGGGAAGAAUGUGGGGCUUGGCAAGGACCAUACCAUUUUCUCUUUGAUAGAUGGCUUGGUUAAGUUUGAGAAGUAUGGACCUGACAGGAAGAAGGUUUGUUCUGAAGUUGUUGAACCUUACAGUUGUUGGCUUGAAAGAGUAGGUACUUUGUGCUAG
Rosa rugosa (rugosa rose) is the source of this 520-nucleotide messenger RNA. RefSeq lists its product as uncharacterized. The record is from RefSeq and is a predicted model, not a curated record. Bases 44 to 520 code for a protein of 158 amino acids. Lineage: Eukaryota; Viridiplantae; Streptophyta; Magnoliopsida; Rosales; Rosaceae. Gene Ontology annotation, biological process: translation. The transcript is spliced from 2 exons. Gene Ontology annotation, molecular function: structural constituent of ribosome. Gene Ontology annotation, cellular component: ribosome.